AUGAGGCCGUGGGCGUGGGUGGCGGCCGUCACAUGGAUGGCUGCCUGCACCGCCGCGGCGGCCCACGGCGAGCAGCCGCUGUCGAUGAUCGCCGUCGAGAGGACCACCCUCGCCGUCGACGACGCGGCGCACGUCAAGGCGUCCCCUCCGGUUCUUGGACUGGAGGGCCAGGACAGUGGAUGGGUAGAGGUGGACUUCUUCCAUCCCAACCCCUCCGGUGAUGACUGGAUCGGAGUCUUCUCUCCUGCCAAUUUCAGGUAA
Messenger RNA from Triticum turgidum subsp. durum (durum wheat), 261 nucleotides. The record is from the annotation of a GenBank genome assembly. Lineage: Eukaryota; Viridiplantae; Streptophyta; Magnoliopsida; Poales; Poaceae.